Aspergillus campestris IBT 28561 is the source of this 1249-nucleotide messenger RNA. Its product is annotated as CRAL/TRIO domain protein. NCBI's taxonomy places the organism in Eukaryota, Fungi, Ascomycota, Eurotiomycetes, Eurotiales, Aspergillaceae. The transcript has a single exon. The record is from RefSeq and is a predicted model, not a curated record. Gene Ontology annotation, molecular function: phosphatidylinositol transfer activity. Bases 145 to 939 code for a protein of 264 amino acids.
GGAGAAUCUGCCGCAUGAAACAAACCGGUCAGAGAGUGGACACGUUCGAUGCUUCUAUAAGAGCUUCCACUGCCCCCUUUGCCUGCUCUUCCUCCCCGGUCGGUCUUUUUUGAACAAUUCCAACCCAACACACAUUGAUCCACUAUGACUACUCCCUCCGAAACCCCUGUCAGCACGACGGUCUCUCCUGAGGCCGUUCCGAACGGCAGUCAACUGUCCCUCCCCGUCUCCGCGGCCGACGGUCUCGUCCAGAAACCGUUCGCCCUCCCCCUGGAUACCUCCAAGCCCGAAACGCCGGCCCCACUCACGGCCGACCAACAAGCCAAAUAUGACACCGUGUUGAGAGCCGUGUCCCAGUGGACGACGGUGCCGACCACGGCGGCGAAGAAUGCCGCGGUGGAGCCCAUCACCGACGACGAGCGCCUGUUUCUGACGCGCGAGUGCCUGCUGCGCUACCUGCGGGCGACCAAGUGGAACGUGCCCGAGGCGAUCGGGCGGCUACAGCGCACGCUGACCUGGCGGCGCGAGUACGGGGUCGCGAAGCUGACGGAGGAUUACAUCUCGGUGGAGAACGAGACGGGGAAGCAGGUGAUUCUGGGGUACGACAUUCACGCGCGGCCCUGUCUGUACUUGCUGCCGUCCAACCAGAACACGGAGAAGAGCGACCGACAGAUCGAGCAUCUGGUGUACAUGCUGGAGCGGGUGAUUGACAUCAUGGGGCCCGACCAGGAGACGCUGGCGCUGAUCGUCAACUACAACGAGACCAAGUCGGGGCAGAACGCCAGCGUCGGCCAGGCCAAGCAGACGCUCAACUUUCUGCAGAACCAUUAUCCGGAGCGGUUGGGGCGCGCCUUGGUGAUUAACAGUAUGCCACUUCUCUUUUCCUUUCUUCUCUGCCUGAUCUUUUGGGUUGAUAUACUGACGAUGAGACAAUCAUAGUGCCCUUCAUGGUCAUGGGUUUCUUCAAGCUGAUCACCCCGUUCAUCGACCCCCACACGCGCCAGAAGCUCAAGUUCAACGAGGAUCUGUGCCAACACGUCCCGUCGGGCCAGCUGAUGAAGUCGAUGGGCGGCGAUGUCGAGUUCCGCUACGACCAUUCGAUCUACUGGCCCGCGAUGACCGCGAUGGCCGAUCAGAAGCGCCAGGCCUACCGCGAGCGCUGGGUUCAAAACGGCAAGCACAUCGGCGAGUACGAGAACUAUUUGAAGACGGGAGAGGGGCCGCGCGUGGCGUCGGGCGAGGAAUCGAC